AUGGCCGACACGAAGGACGUUUCAACUAGGACGAGAAACCUGCCUGAGGGCGAUGGAGCCAUCGACGAAACAACGAGCGGAGAUGUUUCUGGCUUUGAUGCCGAGAGAAUGAGAGCUAGGUCUCUACUCACAGCCGAUGAAGAGAAAAAGCUCAUGCGACGUGUCGAUCUGAGGAUCAUGACAAUUUGCUCCUUACUUUUUCUGAUGAAGAAUAUCGACUCCGACAAUAUUUCAAAUGCAAGAAUCAUGAAUAAGGGAACACCAAGAAACAUCAUGACGCAGCUGAAUAUGACUUCUGAUGAAUACAACCUCUUGACGGUCUUAUACUAUGUGCCCUACAUUGUCCUAGAAGCGCCGUCGAAUCUUUUGCUAAAGCGACUCAGACCGAGUGCUUGGCAAUCGAGGAUCAUGAUUUCUUGGGGUAUUGCGCUUCUCUGUCACGUUCCCGUCACAAACAAAGGCGGCAUCUAUGCGACUAGAUUUAUCCUCGGUGCAGAUAUUCUAAAGUUGGGUAGUUCGAAGCAGGCAUGUACAGACCGGAUGAAAUGUCGAUUCGGCUGCUUUACUUCUGUGAUUGCUAAGCAAGGUCUGACAAGUGUGGCAGAUGUACUCGGGAAUCUCUCUGGGAUAUUCAGUGGUAUUCUCGCAUUUGCAUUCGAUACAGUUUCUGGAUCAAGAGGAUUGUCAGGCUGGCAGUGGCUAUUCCUUGUGGAAGGGCUCGUAACCCUCGUUCUAGGCACAGCGGUCUAUUUUCUACUGCCCGAUUUCCCCCCCACGGCGAAGUGGUUGACCGAGAAGGAGAAGGCUUUCAUCCAAGCUCGCCUUCCGCCCAAUGCCCCGAGAGCUGAGGAGAUGAACUUCAACUUUAGUGAAAUUGUGGACUCGCUGAAAGAUCGACGUUUGUGGCUCUUCACUCUCAUCUGGGCUACCUUCACUGUCGGUACAUCUGGUGUCCGUUUCUAUCAACCAACGGUCAUCGCCAAUCUCGGAUUUACAACGAUAGCCCGAGCUCAGCUACUCAAUCUGCCGAUCUCGCUCUUGUCCAUCUUUGUCAUCGGAGUAACGGGCUUUUUCGCCGACAAGGGAACAAUACCGCGACCCCUCUACCCCUUAGGUGUCUUUGCUGUCGUAAUUGCGUGUUACGGAGUGUUGGUCGCCUACCCCUCCAACGGUGCUGUCUAUGCAGCAACGCUCGUCGGCAACGCUUUUACGUCUGCCUUCUUUCCUCUCAUGUGGCCUUGGCGCGUGCAGACAACCUCGCGAGCUACAGGUUCAGCCUUCAGCAUUGGCUUUGUCAACAGCUACGGUCAAAUUGGAGGUGCUAUCGGUCCUCAGAUCUUUAGAUCCAAGUACGCACCGCGUUACCAGACAAGCUUUGCGGCAGCCAUGGCUUUAGUUGUAUGCUGUGCCAUUGUCACGCUGAUUACAUGGUGGGUUACGAGGAAGACUGAGUCCGAUACCCGUCGUCUGAAAAGAGCUAGAGUUCGUGCUCAGAGGGACGGCCUGGCUGUGUUGGAUGAUGUCGUUGACCAAGAUCUGAACAAAAAGCGAUCCUCCGACGAAGAAAGCGCCUAGUUUAGGGACUUUACUGUUGAAACAUCUAAAGUUGUGGGGA
Messenger RNA from Colletotrichum godetiae, 1615 nucleotides. Its product is annotated as putative pantothenate transporter. The transcript is spliced from 8 exons. NCBI's taxonomy places the organism in Eukaryota, Fungi, Ascomycota, Sordariomycetes, Glomerellales, Glomerellaceae. Gene Ontology annotation, biological process: transmembrane transport. The record is from RefSeq and is a predicted model, not a curated record. Bases 1 to 1575 code for a protein of 524 amino acids. Gene Ontology annotation, cellular component: membrane. Gene Ontology annotation, molecular function: transmembrane transporter activity.